GGAGGCCCGGCCGGCGUCCGGCGCGAGGCGCGGUGGGCUCCUGCCUGUGAGAACAGGCAAGGGGCGGAAAGCGAGGAGAAACAGAGGCCGGGAGGAGCGAGGCGGUCGGAUUUUCCAGGAGGCUGGGCUGGAGGAGCAGCCCACCCCGAACUCAAAUCCACAAUAAUAAUCCAAACGGAGAAUAAUAAUAAGGAGCAGUUUUUCUGGCCGGGCGCGCGCGCGCGAGAGAAGGGGGGAACGGGAGGAAGCGAAAUCUGUUUCAUGGAGGCUGAGGCGACAGAAAUUUUCGGAGCCUGGAUGUGGAGGAGCGAAACAGCAGAACUAACUCAGGAAAUUGUCUUUGAGAAAAAGGCCGAACGUGGGCUGGGUCUGAGAAUCAGGCUGGGCUAGGUGGAGGAACCUGCAAGUUGAAAGGAAAGAGAAAAGGAGAGGAUAUUUUCAGAGAUUCGGGUUUGUGGUUAAUGCUACAAUCUUAAAGGCACAGAGCGUUGCAUUUCAGGUGUGCUGUGAUUUUUGUGUGUGUGUGCAUUGGCUCAUUUCAGAAUUUCAAAACCUUUCAUGUAAAAGCUUUUUUUUUUUUUUUUAAAGGAAAUCCACAAAUUUUUGUUCCCAGGGUUGCACUGGAUUUGGAAGGAGUCGUGUACAUACUAUUGUAUGGUUUUAUUUAUUAUUAUUAUUUUUUACUGUUCAAAUCAGCUGGAAGGUUUUUUUUUUUUUUGCCAAGUGCCGUUUUGGAUUUAUUCAUCCUUUUCCCCCACUCCCUGCCCUCAGAUAUAUUUGCUGUUGUCAUUUUAAGCAUUGGAGACCAGAAAAUUAUUUUUCCCCCUUUGGAGCUUGAGGCUCUCUUGCCAACAGCAGGACAGCUGGGAAAACUGGAUUAAAAGGAUGGUGUUUAUCUGUGUGUUGCAGUAAAGACUGAUAUUUUGAAGGCGCAUUCUUUCUGUGAUUCAUUUUUUUAGCCCGUAGUGCUAACCUUGAAGAGAUUUGCGGUUAGGUUUUUGGUUUCCAAGAAGGUCAUAGUUUUUCCUCUUUUCCUUUCUGUUUGUUUUGGGGGGAGGGGGCAGAGGAGAAAAGGGGGUAGGAAAGGAGACCAUGUUAACUGGUAGAAGUGGAGUAGAGCUUAGGUUGCCAGGGUCCUGAGAGCUGGAAGAAAAAGGAUUCAAUCUUCAAGUUGGGAGGCCUCCCUCACUUUUCUUAAAAAUUGUGAGCGAAUCCAUCCUGCUCAAGACACCAAAAGCUACAGGAUUCUGGAGCCGUGGAGACACCGAGAAACCAUGAGUGUAAGAUUGCCCCAGAGUAUAGACAGGUUAAGCAGCCUGUCUUCUCUGGGAGAUUCUGCACCUGAACGCAAGUCCCCUUCCCACCAUCGCCAGCCCUCUGACGCCUCGGAGACAGCAGGUCUUGUCCAACGCUGUGUCAUCAUCCAAAAGGACCAGCAUGGCUUCGGCUUCACUGUCAGUGGGGAUCGCAUCGUUCUGGUGCAGUCUGUGCGGCCUGGAGGUGCAGCCAUGAAAGCUGGUGUGAAAGAGGGCGACCGGAUCAUUAAAGUCAACGGCACCAUGGUGACCAAUAGCUCACACCUGGAGGUGGUGAAGCUUAUCAAAUCUGGCGCCUAUGUUGCACUGACGCUCCUAGGCUCUUCUCCUUCGUCUGUUGGUGUCUCUGGGCUCCAGCAAGACCCAUCCCCAGCAGGAGCUCCCCGAGUCACCCCUAUGAUCCCCCCACCACCACCUCCUCCACCUCUACCACCUCCACAACGCAUCACAGGACCCAAACCUCUGCAGGAUCCUGAAGUUCAAAAACAUGCCACCCAGAUCCUCAGAAAUAUGCUGCGGCAGGAGGAAAAAGAGUUACAGCGUAUCUGUGAGGUGUAUAGCCGGAACCCCGCCAGCCUGCUAGAAGAGCAGAUCGAAGGUGCCCGGCGGCGAGUCAUUCAGUUACAGCUGAAGAUCCAGCAGGAGACUGGUGGCUUAGUGGACAUACUUCCACUGUAUGGUGACACCAGCCAGAGGCCAUCAGAAGGACGUCUCUCUCUGGAUUCCCAGGAGGGGGACAGCGGCUUGGACUCUGGGACAGAACGCUUUGCUUCUCUCAGCGAGUCAUUGAUGAAUCGGAACUCGGUACUGUCAGACCCUGGACUAGACAGCCCUCGAACGUCCCCUGUGAUCAUGACCAGGGUGGCCCAGCACCACAGGCGGCAGGGCUCAGACGCAACAGUCCCCUCCACCAGUGACCAGGGUGUAGAUCAAAGCCCAAAGCCUUUAAUUAUUGGCCCAGAGGAAGAUUAUGACCCGGGCUAUUUCAACAACGAGAGCGAUGUCAUAUUCCAGGAUCUUGAGAAACUGAAGUCACGUCCAGCUCACCUGGGGGUUUUUCUACGUUACAUCUUCUCUCAGGCGGACCCCAGUCCACUGCUUUUUUACUUGUGUGCAGAAGUUUAUCAGCAGACAAACCCCAAGGACUCCCGAAGCUUGGGAAAAGACAUCUGGAAUAUUUUCCUAGAGAAAAAUGCGCCUCUGAGAGUGAAGAUCCCUGAGAUGUUACAGGCUGAAAUUGACCUGCGCCUGCGCAACAGUGAGGAUGUCCGCAGUGCUCUUGGUGAGGCCCAGGGGGCUGCCAUGCCAGAGAUCCAGGAGCAGAUCCACGACUACAGAACAAAACGCACUCUGGGGCUGGGCAGCCUGUAUGGUGAAAAUGACCUGCUGGACCUGGAUGGGGACCUUCUCCGAGAGCGCCAAGUGGCCGAGAAGCAGCUGGCUGCCCUUGGAGAUAUUCUGUCCAAAUACGAGGAAGAUAGGAGUGCCCCCAUGGACUUUGCCCUCAACACCUACAUGAGCCAUGCUGGAAUCCGUCUCCGAGAGGCCCGGCCCUCCAGCACGGCAGAAAAGGCCCAGGCUGCUCCUGACAAGGACAAGUGGCUGCCCUUCUUCCCUAAGACCAAGAAGCAGAGCAGCAAUUCCAAGAAAGAAAAGGAUGCCUUGGAAGACAAGAAGCGAAACCCCAUCCUCAAAUACAUUGGGAAACCCAAAAGCUCUUCUCAGAGCACAUUUCAUAUUCCUUUGUCCCCUGUGGAAGUCAAACCAGGCAAUGUGAGGAACAUCAUUCAGCACUUUGAGAACAGCCAGCAGUGUGACGCCCCAGAGCCCGGGACACAGCGACUCUCAACAGGAAGCUUUCCUGAGGACCUCCUGGAGAGUGACAGCUCUCGCUCCGAGAUUCGCCUGGGCCGCUCUGAGAGCCUCAAGGGCCGGGAAGAGAUGAAGCGGUCUCGAAAAGCCGAGAACGUGCCCCGCUCUCGCAGCGACGUCGACAUGGAUGCUGCUGCGGAGGCUACUCGCCUCCACCAGUCAGCCUCGUCCUCCGCCUCCAGCCUCUCCACCAGGUCUCUUGAGAACCCAACCCCUCCCUUCACCCCCAAAAUGGGCCGCAGAAGCAUUGAGUCUCCCAGCUUGGGGUUCUGCACCGAUGCCCUCCUUCCCCACCUCCUAGAAGAUGAUCUGGGCCAGCUCUCUGAUCUGGAGCCGGAGCCAGACGCUCAGAACUGGCAGCACACGGUGGGCAAGGACGUGGUGGCUGGGCUGGCCCAGAGGGAGAUUGACCGGCAGGAAGUCAUCAAUGAGUUGUUUGUGACGGAGGCUUCCCACCUGCGCACACUGCGGGUUCUGGACCUCAUCUUCUACCAACGGAUGAAGAAGGAGAACCUCCUGCCGCGGGAUGAGCUGGCCCGGCUCUUCCCUAACCUGCCUGAACUCAUAGAGAUUCACAAUUGCUUGUGUGAGGCCAUGAAGAGGCUCCGGGAGGAGGGUCCCAUCAUCAGAGGCAUCGGUGACCUCAUGCUGUCUCGGUUCGAUGGAGCCGCCCGGGAGGAGCUCCAGCAGGUGGCUGCACAGUUCUGUUCCUAUCAGUCCAUAGCCCUGGAGCUGAUCAAGACCAAGCAGCGCAAGGAGAGCCGGUUCCAGCUCUUCAUGCAGGAGGCUGAGAGCCACCCUCAGUGCCGAAGGCUGCAACUUAGAGACCUCAUCAUCUCGGAGAUGCAGCGGCUCACCAAGUACCCCCUGCUGCUGGAGAGUGUCAUCAAGCACACAGAGGGCGGCACCUCUGAGCAUGAGAAGCUGUGCCGGGCCCGGGACCAGUGCCGGGAGAUUCUCAAGUAUGUGAAUGAAGCCGUCAAGCAGACGGAGAACCGACACCGUUUAGAGGGCUACCAGAAACGCCUGGAUGCCAGCGCCCUGGAGAGGGCCAGCAACCCCCUGGCAGCGGAGUUCAAGAGCCUGGACCUUACAACCAGGAAGAUGAUCCACGAGGGCCCCCUGACCUGGAGGAUUAGCAAGGACAAGACCUUGGACCUGCACGUGCUGCUGCUGGAGGACCUCCUGGUGCUGCUGCAGAAACAGGACGAGAAGCUGCUGCUCAAGUGCCACAGCAAGACCGCCGCGGGCUCCGCAGACAGCAAGCAGACUUUCAGCCCCGUGCUCAAGCUCAAUGCUGUGCUCAUCCGCUCCGUGGCCACAGAUAAACGGGCCUUCUUCAUCAUCUGCACCUCCGAACUGGGGCCGCCCCAAAUCUAUGAGCUGGUUGCAUUGACAUCAUCAGACAAGAACACGUGGAUGGAGCUCUUAGAAGAGGCCGUGCAGAAUGCUACCAGGCACCCCGGGGCUGCCCCAACACCCAUCCAUGCCCCAGCCCCAGGCCCCCAGGAGCAAGCCCACCAGGGCCCCACACCCAGCAGGUUAGACCUGGAUGACUCUGAAGUGUUCCAUAGUGAAACAGAAGCAGAGGAGCCACUGGAAGCAGGCCCUGGGCCCCCGCAGAGAGGCCAGGGGAUGCAGCCAGUGCUGCUGGGGGAUCCAGAGCAGAGGGGCCAUGGAGAGGAGGAACUGGGUGCCCUGCCUGACCCUCCUGCACCCCUGGAUGGAGAGAACAGCACCAUCAGGACGAGGGACCCCAUCCACCUGGCCCUCCCAGGGCCUCUGUUCAUGGAAGGACUCGCUGAUUCAGCCCUGGAAGACGUGGAGAACCUGCGGCACCUGAUCCUGUGGAGCCUGCUGCCAGGUCACACCCCAGAGACACAGACUGCCAGGGAGCCCGAGGAUGACCUGACACCUACGCCUUCUGUCAUCAGCAUCACCUCUCACCCCUGGGACCCAGGCUCCCCAGGGAGAGCUCCUGCUGCAGGUGAAGGGGACAGCACCCAGCUCCCGGGGCCAGAGCGGGGCCAGCCAGAGCAGGACCCGGCUCUCUCUUCUCUGGAGCACCUGCCCCCACGGACCAGAAAUUCUGGGAUCUGGGAGUCUCCCGAGCUGGACAGGAAUCCAACUGAAGAGGCUUCGAGAACAGAAGGCACGGGAAAUUACAAAGUUGUGAGAAAAGCCGAGGUGGCAGGCGGCAAGGGUGUCCCUGCACUACCAGAGAGUGGCCAGUCAGAGCCUGAGCCACCUGAAGCAGAAGGCGGAACAAAGGCUGCGGGGAACUGUUUUUACGUCAGCAUGCCAGCAGGACCCCUGGACUCUAGCACCGAGCUCUCAGGGGCACCUGCAAGCCCCUGCCAGCCUGAUGGCCUCCCUGCCUGGCAGACAGAGCCUCGGCCCCAGCUGCAGGGAGGCAGCGAGGACCCGAGACGCCCCAGCCGCUCUGCCCCCAGCCUGGCCCUCAGGGACGUGGGCAUGAUCUUCCAGACCAUCGAGCAGCUCACCCUCAAGCUCAACAGGCUCAAGGACAUGGAGCUGGCCCACAGGGAGCUGCUCAAGUCGCUUGGGGGAGAGUCAUCAGGGGGCACCACGCCGGUGGGCAGUUUCCACACAGAGCCGGCCAGAUGGACAGACAGCUCCCUCUCACCUCCAGCCAAGGAGCCCCUGGACCCAGACUCCGGGAACAGCCGUGAGCUAGGGCCCUGCCCUGAGGAUGGCCCUGACACAGCCCUGGAAUAUGGUGCAGCAGAUGCCGCCACGUCGCCAGGACUGUGACCCAGACCGCCAAACCCUCCGCGAACCCAUUCCUUCAGGGACUGGCCUGACGCGAGGGCAGAGGGUAGAGGCGGCAGCUGGGGAGACUGGGAUCCAGCCGAGGCCGGGGGAGACCUGCAUGUCGCUUGGGCGCUCAGAUCGGAGUCAAGUUUCAGUGUCUUUGCCCUCCCUUCAGCCAGCCCUCCAAGGUCUUGGCCCUCCUAAGCAUGCAGACUGCAUCAGAAAGGCCGCCUAGCACUCUGCCCCUCCCGCCACACACACACCCAGGUGUGCACCUGUGCGGGAGAGGAGGCGGCUGCUGUGUAAAUGCACUUUCUUCCUCCCCCUCUCUCCACAGGCCCCCGGUGGAGGUGGGUGCCGCCCUCCCCUUUGUCACUUUGGUUUCCUAUAAAUAUGUAUGUAUUGUAUGUGCAUCUUUGCUAUUGUACAUAACUUUGACCUUUUUUGUUUCUGUUCCUGGAGUGCUGAGGCAGUUACAAAAGGGACAGCCAAGGGGAGAGGGGAUUCACGCGUGGCUCCUGGUCAGCAGCCCAGCUCUGGGGUCGGGACCUGCCGGUGGAGCGGGUCACUGUCCCUGGCCCCGUGGCUGGGGAGGUCUCCCGGCAUCCAGAGCGCAAACUCCACAGACUGGUGCUGAGCCCCCUCCCUCUAGGACUUCUCAUCCUCACCAGACGGGGCCAUGGGGCCUUCUCACCCCACCUGGGUCCACCCUUCCCCACCUGGUCCUUACAGAGAACCAGAGUAGCAGGUACGGAGCUGAAAACUGGGCCCCAGGAGGUGCGAGUAGGGGAUUUGAAUCCUGGAGCCGCUGAGUUUACCCAGGACCAUCCCCAGGGGCCACGGCCACCCUGGCCCCAUCGCCAUGCCUGCUCCACUCCUCAUGAAUAUACACACUGUGCUAGGUGUAUAUAUACAUAUAUAUAUAUAAAUAUAUAUAAUAUAUAAAGUAUAGAUAUGGAAAUGACUGUUUUGCUGUUAAGAUAAUGUAUA
Molecule: messenger RNA, 6953 nt
Organism: Lepus europaeus (European hare)
Lineage: Eukaryota; Metazoa; Chordata; Mammalia; Lagomorpha; Leporidae
Gene: ARHGEF11
Product: Rho guanine nucleotide exchange factor 11
Exons: 41
Coding region: 1275-5963 (1562 amino acids)
Biological process (GO): G protein-coupled receptor signaling pathway; Rho protein signal transduction
Cellular component (GO): cytoplasm
Molecular function (GO): G protein-coupled receptor binding; guanyl-nucleotide exchange factor activity
Source: RefSeq, a predicted model, not a curated record